UUCUGCCUGCUCCUCUCAACAUGUUUUCAACAGAUGUUAGAAGAUUUGAAUAAUAUCUUCGAUGCCAUGGUGUCUACAGAGCACUGAAAACGAAGUGAAAUCAAGUUUCAGAGAAGACCAUCAAGAAGUCAAGAUGGGGACUCCUGGUUCUGGAAGGAAACGCACACCUGUGAAAGACCGCUUUUCUGCAGAAGAUGAAGCAUUGAGUACCAUUGCCAGAGAGGCAGAGGCAAGGCUAGCCGCCAAACGGGCUGCCCGAGCAGAAGCAAGAGAUAUACGCAUGAGAGAACUGGAGCGACAACAAAAAGAGGAAGAUUCGGAAAGGGCCAAGUAUUCCCAUGGGUCCAGUCAUCAUCGCCUUUAUCUGGGAGUUGAGGAUGCAAUGUCCAUUCGAAGUCUUGGCAGUCACAGGAAGCUAUCCAAGGAUGUAACUGGGGCACAUUGGAGCAGAACCAGUACACCUAAAAGACAAGACACCAUGUAUGAUGCUACCAAGGAUCGAUCCUCAAGACUUUUAUCACUAAGUCAUUCUCAUAGUCACUCUUACGGAACGAAGAAGAGACCCUCUGGUGCCCAUAAAGACCCACUGAGUGGCCUCUACUUUGACCAGAGAAACUAUAGCAGUCUUAGACAUAGCAAACCCACCUCUGUCUACCACACUCGGUGUUCUUCUCUGUACAGUGACCCUCUAGCAACAUCUAAGAGUAACAGGGCAUCUUUGUAUGAUGGUGGAUUAUAUAGCCCAUAUAGGUCUCGAACUCCCUCUGAAUACAGUUAUUACUCCUCAAGAACAAGUUCAACUCGAAGCAGUCCUGUGUUUACCGACGAUGACACUGAGAGCAUUGUGUCUUCAGGUCGUGCCAGUUGUGGGCGAAGAGAGAGUGUGGUUUCUGCUGCUGAUUAUUUUAGCCGCUCCAAUCGUAGGGGCAGCAUUGUCUCUGAGGUGGAUGACACCAGUAUCCCAGAUUUGACCAGUUUGGAUGAAAAAUCUGACAAACAGUACGCUGAAAAUUACACAAGGCCUUCAUCUCGAAAUUCUGCCUCAGCGGCAACCCCUCUAAGUGGGAACUCUUCCCGACGAGGAAGCGGGGACACCAGCAGCUUAAUAGAUCCAGACACCUCAUUAAGUGAAUUGCGGGAUAUCUAUGACCUUAAGGACCAGAUACAGGAUGUAGAAGGGAGAUACAUGCAGGGGCUUAAAGAACUAAAGGAAUCUCUGUCUGAAGUGGAAGAAAAGUAUAAGAAAGCUAUGGUUUCCAAUGCACAGUUAGACAACGAGAAGAACAAUUUGAUCUACCAAGUAGACACCCUCAAGGAUGUGAUUGAAGAACAAGAAGAACAGAUGGCCGAGUUUUAUAGAGAAAAUGAUGAAAAAUCAAAGGAGUUAGAAAGACAGAAACAUAUGUGCAGCGUGCUGCAGCAUAAGAUGGAUGAACUUAAAGAAGGCCUUCGACAAAGAGAUGAGCUUAUUGAGGAGAAGCAACGCAUGCAGCAGAAAAUAGACACCGUGACAAAAGAAGUGUUUGAUCUCCAAGAGACACUUCUUUGGAAAGAUAAAAAAAUUGGGGCCCUAGAGAAACAGAAAGAAUACACUGCCUGCCUUAGGGAUGAGCGAGAUAUGCUCAGAGAGGAGUUGGCCGACCUGAAGGCGACAGUGAAGACAGGAGAGAAACAUGGUUUAGUUAUAAUCCCCAAUGGCACUCCCAACGGUGAUGUCAAUCAUGAACCAGUGGUUGGAGCCAUCACUGUUGUGUCUCAGGAAGCUGCCCAGGUCUUGGAGUCAGCAGGAGAAGGACCACUAGAUGUAAGGCUACGAAAACUUGCUGGAGAAAAAGAAGAGCUGCUAUCACAGAUUAGGAAAUUGAAGCUACAGUUAGAAGAAGAACGACAGAAGUGUUCCAGGAGCGAAGGCACAAUGGGGGACCUGGCUGGACUGCAGAAUGGCUCGGACUUGCAGUUCAUUGAAAUGCAGAGAGAUGCCAAUAGACAAAUUAGUGAAUACAAAUUUAAGCUUUCAAAAGCUGAACAGGAUAUAACCACCUUGGAGCAAAGUAUUAGCCGGCUUGAGGGACAGGUGCUAAGAUAUAAAACGGCCUCUGAAAAUGCUGAGAAAGUUGAAGAUGAACUGAAAGCAGAAAAGAGGAAGCUACAACGAGAGUUACGGACAGCACUGGACAAGAUUGAGGAGAUGGAGAUGACCAACAGCCACCUGGCCAAGCGGCUGGAGAAGAUGAAGGCCAAUAGGACAGCCCUUCUGGCCCAGCAGUAGGGAGGCCGCCGUUUGACCUGGGUGCCUAUGGGGGCUGACUUCUGUCCAUGGACACAAACCCCUUUCAGUCCUGUUUGCAUUUUCAUCAGUAUAGCCACCUUUGUAUUUUAUAAUUUAUGAGAGAAUGAAACACGUUUGAAUCUUCAUGAAUGAACACUCUGGAUUUUUUGUUUGUGGUUUGAUUCUAGACUAAGAACUGGCCCAUGUGCUUUUAGUUUUUACUUCUUUAAAUUUAGAAUCAAGUUUACUCACUCUUUCCCCCAGCUUCCUAGUGAUUGGACACUGGGCGGUGGCAGUGGCGCUCUGGAGGACUGCAACUCGGAGUGGUCACGGAGAGGCUUGCUGGAGACCCAGGAAACACAAGUGCCUUCGCCAUGUUGCAAUUCAGACUGCGGUGAUCUUCAGUGGUCAAAAGACAUUUACCCUUCGUAUCAGAUAGCAUUUAUAUUUUAGUGCGAGAACAAGCUCACGGGUGUGGAAGAUGCUUCACUCAAAUUUAUAUGUUUGGAGGAAAAAACUUUUUUUUUGUAAAAUAUUUAAAUUUAUAUAAGAAAAUGUUAAGAAAAAAAGAUGAGGAGUGUAAAUAAAACUUGCUUUAUUGCAUGGGGUAUGGAAAGUCCAGGGCCUAAUACUCUUAAAAUAAGAGUAGGGUCCUUCAAUAUUAACUGUGCUGUACUUUGUAAAGUAUUUCAUCUGCUGCUUUUUUGUGGAAAUAAAUAAUGAAACCUCACACAAGCCCAAUGGGGAGGGUGGGAUAGGGCAGGGCAGGCCAGUGGGAAAUCUGCCUGAAGAUUCUAUUAAACACAACCUUUGGCUGACCAUAA
Echinops telfairi (small Madagascar hedgehog) is the source of this 3093-nucleotide messenger RNA. RefSeq names its product LRR binding FLII interacting protein 2 (gene LRRFIP2). The record is from RefSeq and is a predicted model, not a curated record. The coding region runs from base 62 to 2269 and encodes 735 amino acids. The transcript is spliced from 27 exons. Gene Ontology annotation, biological process: regulation of DNA-templated transcription. Lineage: Eukaryota; Metazoa; Chordata; Mammalia; Afrosoricida; Tenrecidae.